This is a messenger RNA of Clavispora lusitaniae ATCC 42720, 921 nucleotides long. RefSeq lists its product as uncharacterized. Gene Ontology annotation, molecular function: 8-oxo-dGDP phosphatase activity. The record is from RefSeq and is a predicted model, not a curated record. NCBI's taxonomy places the organism in Eukaryota, Fungi, Ascomycota, Pichiomycetes, Serinales, Metschnikowiaceae.
AUGUCAUUUCUUCCUCUUGUUGCAUCUUUGGAUUCUUUCCCCUUCACCAAAGAUCCCUUCUUUUGGGAGCUUAAAUCCCACGAAGGCGCACUUUUGGGCUAUUUGGUGCCUAGUGUUGCGCGCAAACUCGGUCUGUGGUCACAACAUUUCAUCAUUGAUGAAUCUUGUCAGACAGUAGCAUUCGCACCACACUUGACUGAUUUCACCCAGAGGAAUGAAAUCUUCGCUCAAUUUGCGGAUGCCCUUCGUCAAGAAGACACAGAGGUAGCUCGAGCUUGGCGCAACGAACUUUAUGCUGUCUACAAUCCGCUGACUGUGCCAUAUGUCCUUAUGGAGAGAGCGGUGGCUGUUCUCAUGGGCGUGGUAACCUAUGGAGUCCAUAUUAAUGGAUACGUUCCUGCCAAUAAGACAAAAGAUGGUGUACUCAAAAUGUGGAUUCCCCGCCGCCUGGCUACAAAACAGACAUACCCGGGAAUGCUCGACAACACCGUCGCCGGAGGAUUGGCCUAUCCUCUCGGCAUCUGGGAGAACGCUGUGAAAGAAUGUUAUGAAGAAGCUGGCUUGGACAAAGAGUUUGUUGAGCUGCACAUACAAUCUGCGGGCGUGGUGUCGUAUUACUGCCAGCCCUAUGGACCGAAGGGCCAUCCACAACCAGAAGUGGAAUACAUUUACGACUUGUGCUUCGAACUGGAAGAUGACCAUAUCCCCCAUACUGUUGACGGAGAGGCUGAAGAUUUCAGGCUCAUGUCUCUCGCAGAGAUCCAAGAACGCAUUUUACGUGGUGAGUUCAAGAAGAAUUGUGCCGUGGUUAUCGUAGAUUUUAUGAUCCGCCACGGUCUAGUGACGCCCCAGAAUGAACCUAACUUCUUGCAGGUGGUUGCACGGUGUCAUCGGCAAUUUCCUUUUGCAACGAGAAACUAA